Messenger RNA from Thalassophryne amazonica, 3485 nucleotides. It is a transcript of the gene llgl1, whose product is annotated as LLGL scribble cell polarity complex component 1. Gene Ontology annotation, molecular function: GTPase activator activity; myosin II binding. Gene Ontology annotation, cellular component: cytoplasm; cortical actin cytoskeleton; plasma membrane. Lineage: Eukaryota; Metazoa; Chordata; Actinopteri; Batrachoidiformes; Batrachoididae. Gene Ontology annotation, biological process: regulation of establishment or maintenance of cell polarity; establishment of spindle orientation; cortical actin cytoskeleton organization. The record is from RefSeq and is a predicted model, not a curated record.
AGCACCAGCAGGGAGAAGGAGAAGGAGGGAGGAGAGAGCCACAGUCACAGCGCCGCAGCCUGCAUGGGCUAGUCGUUUAGCUCACAUUAGCUUAGCAUCGUCACACCGCGCCGCUUGUCCCGCUCUGUAUUUGUGUGUGUGUGCGCGCGCGCCGCUCCGUCCCCCCUCCUGCCUCACCCCCGGCCGGCUUACAAAAUGAUGAAGUUCAGGUUUCGUCGGCAAGGAACCGACCCGCAGAGAGAGAAGAUAAAACAGGAGCUGUUCGCCUUCAACAAGACUGUGGAACAUGGGUUCCCCCAUCAGCCCAGUGCUUUGGCCUUUGAUCCCAAGCUGCUACUCAUGGCCAUCGGCACAAAGUCAGGAGCCAUUAAAGUCUACGGAUCUCCAGGUGUAGAGUUUACAGGACUGCAUAAAGUCACCACUGCUGUCACACAGCUCCACUUCAUACCUGGACAGGGCCGUCUGUUGUCACUCCUGGAUGACAAUACGAUUCACUUAUGGGAGCUGGUGGCUGUUGUGACCAGAGAAGUGGGUGGAGUUAAGAAAGAAGGCUUGGUCUGUCUCCAGGAAGUGGGCAGCUACAGCCUCCCAGGGAGACCAGGAAUUGAAAGUUGCAGUGCCACUCGGGUGACCGUUCUCCUCUUGCUGAGAUCUUGUGAAUUGCUCUGUAUUGGAACAGAAGGAGGUGGUGUGUACUUCCUGGAUUUGCCCCAUUUAUCACUGAAGGACAAUCAGUCUCUGCUCCAGGACCAGGUCACACAAAGACUGCCAGAGGACUACAGAUGUGGGAAGUCCUUAGGGCCAGUGGAAUCUCUGCAGGAACAUCCCCAGCACCCAGGAAAAAUUCUGAUUGGCUACAGCCGAGGCCUAGUGGCCUUAUGGGAUUUGGCUGCCUGUCAUGCUGACCAGCUCUUCCUGGGCAAGCAGCAGCUGGAGAGCCUGGUAUGGGAACCUGGAAGCUUAUUUGUUCAUUCACAUAAUGACGGCAGCUACUCCGUUUGGGCGGUUACCAGCGGCAACCCUUACAUUCACCAGCCAUUAUCUACCACCAUCCCUUAUGGGCCAUUUCCCUGUAAGGCCAUCAACAAGAUACUUUACAGGACGACACAAACAGGUUGUCCAGUGUUGUUGUACAGUGGAGGGAUGCCCAGAGCGAGCUACGGAGACCGUCACUGCCUGACCAUUCAGCAAGAUAAAGACCAUGUCACUCUUGAUUUCACAUCUCGAGUCACUGACUUCUUUACUGUCAACAGCAUAGAACAAGAGAAAGAGUUUGAUGACCCAUCAGCCUUGGUAGUAUUACUAGAAGAAGAACUAGUUGUAAUUGACCUCCAGACCACUGGGUGGCCCUCUCUCCCCACUCCCUACUUAGCUCCUCUGCACUCCUCAGCCAUUACUUGCUCCUGCCACAUCUCCAAUGUUCCUUCCAAACUUUGGGAGAGGCUGGUCAGUGCUGGUAAAGCACAGCAGAGCAGACAGCACACACACAAGAGUUGGCCCAUAUGUGGUGGGAAAAACUUGGCACCUCCACCAAAACAACAAGAACUGUUAUUGACUGGACACGAGGAUGGUACUGUGCGUUUCUGGGAUGCAUCGGGUGUUGCUCUGACGCCACUAUAUAAACUCAGCACAGCCAAUGUCUUCCACACUGACUGCGACCCUUGUGAUGACCCUCAUGACCCGAGCAAUGACCCCGACAUGCAGCAGGAUGACGAAUGGCCUCCUUUCAGGAAGGUUGGCUGUUUUGACCCGUACAGCGACGACCCCAGGCUGGGCAUCCAAAAAAUUGCUCUGUGCAAAUACAGCAACAAGUUGGUGGUAGCUGGAACUGCUGGGCAGGUGAUUGUGCUGGGUUUUAAUGACGAGCCUUCAGACCACUUUGUGGACAUCUCAGUGGUUGAUUUGCUGCAGGACAGGGAAGGCUUCACUUGGAAGGGCCACGACCGGCUGGAGCCACUCCUUAAACCUGCCCCCUUCCCCUCAGGCUUUCAACCACUAGUGCUGGUGCAGUGUCUGCCCCCAGCCUCUGUGACGGCUGUGGCGCUACACGCGGAGUGGAACCUUAUUGCUUUCGGGACGAGUCACGGAUUUGGUCUGUUUGACUACCACAGAUGUAGUGCUGUGCUGGUCAGGUGUACCCUGCACCCCAAUGACUCCCUGGCAAUGGAGGGUCCUCUCUCUAGAGUCAAAUCCUUGAAAAAGUCAUUACGGCAGAGCUUCAGACGCAUCCGUAAGAGUAGAGUAUCUGGGAAGAAACGUGCUCUCAGCUCACAAACCAGCAAGGUGCAGGAAGCCAAUGCGGCUCUAACAGAGCACGAGGAAGUAGCUCCGGUGCAGCGACGGAUCGAACCUCGAUCGGCAGACGAUUCGCUGUCUGGGGUGGUGCGAUGUCUCUGUUUCGCUGAUACCUUUCUGCGCGAUGGUACACAUCAUGGCCCGACACUGUGGGCGGGGACUAACUCAGGCAGUGUGUACGCCUACGCUCUGGAGGUGCCCGGUGUGGGUACAGGGCGGGGGUGUGAGCGGGGUGGAGCAGGUGAGAGCAGUUUGUGUGUGGAGGCCGUGUUGGGUAAAGAGAUCCAGCUGAUGCAUAGGGCGCCUGUGGUGAUGAUCUGUGUGCUGGACGCGCGGGGAAAACCUUUACCGGAUCCUUACGAAGCUUCGCAAGACCUCGCCAUCGCACCGGAUAUGUCAAAUGCUCACUCUGUUCUUAUUGCCUCAGAAGAACAGCUGAAGAUCUUCUCUCUCCCAAAAGUGAGCGCGAAAACUAAGUUCAAGUUAACGGCCCAUGAGGGCUGUCGGGUGAGGAAGGUGGACCUGGUGGUCUUCAGCUCCACGGCUCAGGAAGACUACAGCGAACACACACUGGUCUGUCUGACAAACCUGGGAGACAUGCACCUCUUCAACAUACCCGGCCUGCGGCCACAGGUGCGUUACGAUUGCAUUCGUAAAGAAGACAUAAGCGGCAUAGCAUCCUGCGUCUUCACUAAAAAUGGACAGGGGUUCUACUUGAUCUCUCCAUCAGAAUACGAACGGUUCUCCUUGUCUGCAAAGAUCCGCACCGAACCCUUAUGUUCUGUCCUCCUUGACCGUCCUCUGGAAUACACAGCUGACAGUGAUGGCACAAUAACACAGCUGCAGGCCAACGGAACCCACAAGAACCAGAUGGGUCAGGCUGAGGGACAAACAGAGGAGCCUCUGAGUGCACUGUCCUCUCCCCUCCUCGAAACGCCGCUGGACUCCCCCCUCAGCUGUGCAGAUCUCACCCUUGACUCCACUGGAGAACUCACUGUGGAGGACGUCAGGGAUUUCCUCACCACUGUGGACGAGGAGGAAAACAAUCUAAAGAACAUCGAGGAGGAAGGACGCUCGACUGGCAUCCUCAUCAAGUAAACUGGGAGAAGCUGAUCUGGAGCAACAUAACUGGAUGGUAUUAGAGCGCUGGACCACACACGUCUCUGUGCGCAGGUCUCUCCUGUUCAUCU